Molecule: messenger RNA, 2588 nt
Organism: Anopheles aquasalis
Lineage: Eukaryota; Metazoa; Arthropoda; Insecta; Diptera; Culicidae
Gene: Muc91C
Product: Mucin 91C
Biological process (GO): positive regulation of transcription by RNA polymerase II
Cellular component (GO): RNA polymerase II transcription regulator complex
Molecular function (GO): transcription coactivator activity
Source: RefSeq, a predicted model, not a curated record
UACACCGGACCGGUUCGAGUACGCUUAGCCUUAGCUUUAGAUCGGAGUUCGGAAGUCCCCUCACCGGUGGCUGUGUGUUUACGUAUCGUCGAGCGGACAAUAUGGUGGCGAAUAGGAAGCUGACGGCAGCGGCCGUGCUGGCGGUGUGCUGUGCCGUUCUGGUGCCCGUCCGGGCUGCUACGAGUCUUGCCAAGCGUGAGGCACCACUAGUACCACCGUCCGGUAGCUACCUGCCACCGUCUGGUGGUGGUGGUGGUGGUGGCUAUCCGGCUGCUCAAACUCCUUCCUCCAGCUACGGUGCUCCGGCUGGUGGUGCUGCUGCUGGAGGCUGGGGUGGCAAUGGAAACGGAAACGGUGGUCGCGGAGGUUACCCCAACGGUGGAGGACACUCUGGCUCGGCUCCGUCGCAAUCGUACGGUGCUCCAUCGGCUCCAUCGCAAUCCUACGGUGCACCGUCCCAAUCUUAUGGUGCUCCUUCCGCUCCGUCGCAGUCUUACGGUGCACCGAGCUUCGGUGGCAACGGUGGAGGUGCUAGCCACGGAUCGGGUGGCUUCGGAGGACACGGUGGCAAUGGAAAUGGUAACGGUUACUCGAGCGGACGCCCAUCGAGCCAGUACGGACCACCGCAGCAACAGCAACAACCGCAGCAGCAAUCUUUCCGCCCACCAUCGACCAGCUACGGUGUUCCGGCUGCUCCAUCGACGUCGUAUGGUGUUCCUUCCAGCAACGCUGGUCGCCCAUCGAGCCAGUACGGUGCUCCAGCACCGCAAUCGAAUGGAAAUGGAUUCGGUGCCCAGCGUCCAUCGUCUAGCUACGGUGCGCCAAGCCGUCCCUCGACCCAGUACGGAGCUCCGUCCAAUGGCAACGGUCAUGGCAAUGGUAACGGCAAUGGAUACAACCGUGGACCAGCUCGUCAACCAUCCUCGCAGUACGGACCUCCGUCCCAGGGACCUCCGUCAUCGCAGUAUGGACCUCCGUCCCAGGGACCUCCGUCGUCGCAGUAUGGACCUCCGUCCCAAGGACCUCCUUCCUCCCAGUACGGACCUCCGUCUCAGGGACCUCCGUCGUCGCAGUACGGACCUCCAUCCCAAGGACCUCCUUCCUCCCAGUACGGACCUCCAUCCCAAGGACCUCCUUCCUCGCAGUACGGACCUCCGUCCCAGGGACCCCCUUCAUCGCAGUACGGUGCUCCAGCUCCCUCUCGUCCAUCGACCCAGUACGGUGCUCCGGCUCAGACCCCAUCCAGCCAGUAUGGACCUCCGCGUCAGUCUUCUCCACAAUUCGGUGCACCGGCCCCACGUCCUCCAUCGUCCCAGUACGGAGCCCCAGCUCAGACCCCAUCCAGCCAGUACGGAGCGCCAGCUCCUUCUCGUCCAUCGUCCCAGUACGGAGCCCCAGCUCAGGCCCCCUCGAGCCAGUACGGUGCACCAGCUCAGACCCCAUCCAGCCAGUACGGUGCUCCGAGCUUCGGCUCGAACGGUGGCUCUUCGUUCGGUGGCAACGGUGGCACCAUAGGAGGUAGCUAUCAAACCGCCUCGAGCGGCAACGGCUUCUCGCAGGCUUCGUUCUCGGCCAGCAGCUUCGGCUCGAACGGUCGCUCGUCGCACUCGGCCGGCGGUUACAGCUCCGGUGGUCCAUCGCAGGUCCCAGCCACGAUUCCACAGCAGUACUCGUCCAACGGAGGAAGCUACAGCUCCGGUGGUCACUCGCAGGUCCCAGCUACGCUGCCGCAGCAGUACUCCUCCAACGGAGGCUACAACUACUAGGUAGACCUAGGAUCCCCUUGGACACGACCUGGACAGACUGGACAGAAUCGCGACGCUAUAACUGGCUCAUCGGACCGGAACAUGCAGCAAACACGUGCCUUAUUUAAGAUUUAACUUAUAGCGUAUCCCACACCCCUUGCAAUCCUCCCCUUUGUGUGUUCCCCAGGCGGCCACUGACGUCACUGGGAUGAAGGAGAGGAGAGCAGAAGUACCGCGACCCCAAUACCUACUGCGCAGAUCGAGCGAGGUGUCGUGUUAAAUUAUUUCAUGUGUUCAACCGUUGUCUUCAUUGUCUGUUUUUACUAAUUGUAUAAGUUGAAACACGCUAGUUGAGAAUGUGGAGUGAGAGAUAGAGGGAGACCGCGCGCGCGAGAGAGAGAGAGAGAGAGAGAGAGAGAGAGAGAGAAAGAUGGUGUGCCCAUAACAGCAGAAGCAAUAGUAGAUAGUAGAUUUCACGAGAAUCACCCAAGAUACCAUGAUCCUCGGCGGAGGACGGUUCGUAGCUCAAGAUGGACAAACAGAACACCUUGUCCCCAACAACCCGAGUUGCACGUCCGACAGUUUGUCCAAAAUUUUUGUCACGCAAAAUUGUGGAACAAGCGCACCGGCAGGCACCACCAAGCUCUCUGACUGACUCUAUCCUGACAUCGUGACACCGCGGAAACUGCGAAGCGAAGUGACGCGAGGAGAAGCUUUCUUCGCGACGCGAAAUGAAACACUUUUUGUCCGUGGCCCUGUGCGGAGCCAUCACUCUUUCGAACGGCUGGCAGGCCGAAACCGAGACCGAGAAAUAAAGUGUAAUCAUCGUUUGAUUUUUUCCUC